This is a messenger RNA of Phaedon cochleariae (mustard beetle), 935 nucleotides long. The record is from the annotation of a GenBank genome assembly. Lineage: Eukaryota; Metazoa; Arthropoda; Insecta; Coleoptera; Chrysomelidae.
CCCAACUUUCACAUCUUUGACAGAUGCUAGGUCAUUGUGUCAUUGACGUUUACGUCAUUGUUCUUCCCUUCAAAAUUGAUAAAAUUUUGAGGAUGAGUGAAAAUAAAUAAUUAUUUUUAAUUAUUCUCAGUUUGGUUUGGCGAGUUAUUACCAUUACUCUCGAGAUAAAGGCAUGAGUGGUUAUUUCCUAGGAGGCAACAAAUGAAAUAAGAUACAUUUCGGGUACAGAAAAACAUAGAAUUUUUGCAAAAUAUACGAAAUGUCAACAGGUUCCAGCCCUUCACAUUAUGCACAAGAUGCUUUUGUAACUGAUGCAAAUUUCAAAGUACAAAUCAAUCAAAAGAUGAAGGUUCCAGACAAGAUCAGCUUCAACACGGACAUGAACAGUGAUAACAGAGUGUCUUGGGCUGCAGACAACUUCAAUAUGAAUGUCCCUGAGAGGAUACUGGUUUCAGAACAGCACCAAUUUAUAGGUUCAAAAGCCCCACCUCGUGAAAUAGUAUAUGACAAUUCCUUAAUCACAUCAGACCCUUACCAAAAUGGCCUUCCACGCGUAGCCACACCUCCUAGAACUUUGACAUUGGACAAAUACCCUUUUCCAGAGAUUGAUGAAUAUGAAGAACCUGAGGAAGAGCACAUUCCUGUUAUAAAACCCAAAGCCAAAGUACAGUUGAAUGAUACAAGUUUCCAGGUGUCUAAUUCCUUCAGGGACACCAGCUUAGCAGAAGGGCUCACUCCUGGUGAGGAGGUGCUGCAUUUGCGUAGGCAAAUGGCCAAGAUCAAUAGAAGAGUGAUGGCUUUAGAACUGGAGAAUUUGAACAGGCUGCAGAAAGAGAAGUUUGUAGUUGGUUUUGGUAUUGCUUAUUUCCUGUUGAAGGUUAUCAUUUGGAUGAACAGGGAAUGAGUUAGGUGAUUGAUAGCAUUGCUCUAGUUAA